This is a messenger RNA of Candidozyma pseudohaemuli, 3597 nucleotides long. It is a transcript of the gene BUD2, whose product is annotated as Bud2p. The coding region runs from base 1 to 3597 and encodes 1198 amino acids. Lineage: Eukaryota; Fungi; Ascomycota; Pichiomycetes; Serinales; Metschnikowiaceae. The record is from RefSeq and is a predicted model, not a curated record. The transcript has a single exon. Gene Ontology annotation, biological process: regulation of GTPase activity.
AUGUCCCGUAUGCCCUUCGUCAAGGCGCUUACACGUGACAAGGCCCUGCUCACGGCGUCCAACGUCUCGUACUCCCGAGACUCCUUGACAUGGUACUCUCCCUCCCAGAUUGAAAUAACCGAUAUAGGCCAGAUUGUGGCUCACGAGGAGACAGAGCCGCCGCUGUUGCUAGCACUGGCGUUGCAGGCGUGUCACGUGUCGAUCCACCUGCUGCUGCCCCUGGGUCCGGUUUUAAACGGUCGGAGACGGUUUACGAAGAAAACCGAGCUGGAGCUGGCCAGCUACGACGAGCCGCCCGUGAUAUUCAUCCGCCUGUACGACAACGAAAAGCUUUUUCUUCGAAUCGCCUCGAAAACCACGUUUGGAAUGGUGCUUCUGGCGCUCAUGGCGUGGCAGAACAUGAAACCAGCCGGUUUGGCGAAGAAAUGGUACGCCGAAAACGCCAGCCUGGCCACGGUGGUCUCAGACGACCCGCACGAGGUGCUUGUGGGGCGCUUCCGGAUUUUCGGCCCGAUUCCAGCAAAAGUAAAGAACCUCAAGCUCGUGAAAAUGCCCAGACCUCCUCCGUACCAGCUGCCUUACGACACAGACGCCCACAACGACCCCAGUCACGCGUCCGGAACGCUGCAGGGCCACGAGGGCUCGAUCCCCGAGGGCUGGUUCUACACUAUGGGAGUGCUCAAGUCCAAUGGUACACUCAACUUUAUUUCCGAGCUAGACGGCACUUUGCUUUACUCGAUCGACAUCAAGAGUAUCCUUCUGCUGGAGAUCCGGGAAGUGCACCACUCUAUUUGUGAUUCCUCGAACAUCCUCUUUAUCGGACACAUCAAGGACUUGCGCUGGAACAAUGUGCUUAAAUCCACCACGGCCUUGACACUAGAGCAGCUCAACCAGCUUCUGCCCUCGUUCCUUGUCAAAGACGGUAAACCGGUCGCCAACAACUCCAGAGUGCUUAUUGACUUCCCCUUGCACAUUGACCUCGAGGACUGGUUUGUCGGACUUAACUACUUCUGCAAGCGUGAAUACAUUGGCAUGUACGAUAAGGGCCUGGCGCUUCGCCCACCACCCACAAAGCACUUUAUCGAUAUCGACCUGACCAUCGAUCACGACUCGACUUUGGAUGGCACCGAGACCCCUCGCAACGGGACGCCUAACACAACCUUGAACUCCAAUGGUCUCUCCCAUGUUGCGCCACAUCACGAUAAUCAGCACCAUAAGCUCUCAGACUACUUGAGAGACCAUUUGCGUGUUUCCAAGAAGCUCACAGUCGACAUUAUCGAGGCUAAAUUCGACCAUCCUCCAUCCCUGCCCAAGGAUUCCAACAAGAUUUAUGCCGAAGUGGUCAUGUGGGGUUUCCCAUGGGCCAGAACUGCCUUUGUUCAGCACACAUCCAAUCCUUUCUGGAAGGAGAACUUUCUGGCCUCGUUACCUAUUCUGACGCAAAUGGUCCACAUUGUGAUCAAAAAGUGCGUUUCAAACAAAAACGUCUACUCCCCAGCCGACAAAGUGGUGGGAACCGUUUACCUCACGCCCGACGUGCUUACACAGCAAAGACACACCUUUUCCACCAUGAUGAACCUCAACGUUGGCGGCAAUACCAUUAAUGUGCCUGGUCACACCGCUAAUGACUCCCUCGGUGUGGCUGCUGCUACUAUUGCCAACAACAACAACUCGGUUCGUCUUUCCAUUUACGACGCGACCAAUCUCCCCAUCGGCAAGCUCCUCUUGACCGUGGAUCUCAAGGAGUACUUAAUACCUAAUCCCUCUUAUUUCAAGCCUUUGGAACACAUGCUUAAAAACUGUCCCAUGAAGGAGCUCAUUGAGUUCUGCAACAAUGCAGUGCUGACGUCUGAAUUCGAGAAUGUCAGUUUCAUCUUACUCGAUAUCUUCCAGAGUUUGGGAAUCGAAGACAGGUGGUUCAAGACGCUCGUGGAGGCAGAACUAGUUGACGUUGACAAGAUGACGCGAAAGAACUACGCCAGCAAAGGCAAUGGCAACUCGACAUCUAGUAACAACGUCUUCAACACAUUGUUCCGUGGCUCGUCCAUUUUCACAAAGUCGUUGGAGAAGUACAUCUUCAGAAUCGGUCAAGAGUACUUGGAAAAGGUGUUUGGAGACUUGUUUGAGAAGAUCACCAUGGAGCUGCUUAAUUGUGAGAUUGACCCUCGUUAUGUGAGACAACAAGAGGCCGCUAAGAGAAAGAGAGCCAAGCAUGGUGCAAACUACAUCAAUACUUCUGAUUCCGAAGACGACAGUGACGACGAUGUUGAUGCCGAGACCGAGAAAAAGAGAGAAGAGCAGGUCAAGGAAAUCAUCGACAAGAACUACAAGGCACUCACGAACUAUGCCGAACAGUUGUGGUACAGAAUCUACAGCACCUCCAACGAUCUUCCUGAACAAAUCAAACUUCAGCUCAAGAACUUCAGAACAAAGGUUGAUUUUGCCUGUGACCCUGAGGAUAAAACGACUGCUCUCAACUGCUUGAGUGCUUUCAUUUUCCUUCGGUUCUUCUGUCCUGCUAUUCUCAACCCUAAGCUCUUCUACUUGACGAAGAAUCACCAAACUGGCAAUGCCCAGCGUACGUUGACGCUUAUUGCCAAGAUCUUGUUGAACCUCGCCAACAGACAAGAGUUUAGCCAGCACAAGGAGCCUCACUUGGUUCGUAUGAACAAGUUCCUCCAAAAGCACCAGGAUGAGAUGUAUGACUACUUUGACAAGAUCACGGGCAGAAAGAACGAUUUCAACGAGAAGAUUCUUGACUUGAGUCACGAGGUCAACCGGUUUGAUCUUGGACUUGGUGGCGAUGCUUCUUCGAGUGAGCUUCCAACUACGCCUUACUUGAUUGAUAAGUACUUGAGAUUGACUGAGCUUAUCCACCUUCUCAAGUUGAGUGGUCACAGCAGGUCGCAGUCACAGAAGCUUUCUUCGACGUCGACGAGCUCCAUCACGACCAUGCUUUCAAGCCUGACGGUCGCCAGGAGCAACACAAACACUCCAGCUCAAAACAUAGCUGCCAGGCUGCCGUUCAAGGAUAACUUGGCUCCUCAGAAUGACGAGAUUCUCAUGGACGGAGACAGAAACACGUACCAGAUUGGCUCGCUUGAAUUUGAAAAAUCCGAGUUCCUCGAUUUGGCAGGAGACAACGAGACGGAGGGCUUCAUCAAGUCGUUGUGCCGUAGUAACGAGGAGAUCUUCUCGUUCAUCACGUCCAACAUCUCGCUCAAGGAUCUCCAGAAACAGAGCACAGACCUCAUCAACCGAAUUGAUGAGCUCUCUCACAGACUCGAAGAGCCCGAAAUCUGCGAGAACCUCCAACACGAUCCCAAGCUCUGGGAAGCCUACGUUGACAAGGUGGUGGACACUGCCAUUAUCGAUGUGGCUAAGAGCAGCGUUGUAUUUUACGAUGAGAACUUCCAAGGCGCCAUGGUCCCCGGCCAGAAGCGCAUCCGUGAUAACGGCAUCACGGCCUUGAAGCUCAAGUUCCCUGUGGAGAUGGAGCGGACGCUGAUGAGCGAGAGUUUCAGCUCGAACUCGUUGGGCAGUCUUCUCCGGACCCCAUCCAAGAACCCGUUCAAGCGGUGGUUGAAAAAAGAGUAA